AUGGACUUGGCGGAGUUCGACCCGGAUCUUGUGACACCGGUGGCUCCAGCUAAGCCUAAGCCACAGGUUGUGCGGUCGCAAGACGCAGAUCCAGCAGGACAGCUACCGAUGGCAGACAUGUUCAAAGGCAUGGGUUUGGGAGCCAGCGGGCUGGACACGGCGCAACGGCCUGCACCAAAAAAGCCGGCAAACAUGAAAGUGUACGACAGUAUGUCGCCCGAGGAGAAGCGGGAGUUCAAGAUGAUGCAGAUUGUGUAUCCGUGCUAUUUUGACCAGAACAGAAGUGUACAGGAGGGCAGAAGGCUGCCUGUGGCCCGGUGUGUGGAGAACCCGUUGGCGAAGACGAUUUUGGACGCGUGCAAGGUGUUGAGGAUCCCAGCGGUGUUCGAGCCGGAGAAGUCCCACCCUCAAGACUGGGGUAACCCUGGCCGGGUGAGGCUUGGGUUGAAGUACGAGCACGAGCCGACUCACCCGGUGUUGAAGUCGAAGAAACAGGCGCUUGUUGCGAUCGCAGAGUACAUGAAGAGCCAUCCGACGACGCUCAAAAACGUGAAGGACCUUCCUGGGCCUCCCGAGCUCAUGGAGGGCAGCUGGGAAGCCAGCGAGAUCCCCAAAGUGAAGGGCUUCCGCAUGAACACGGUUGUUCCUAUGCACUCGACGUUGACGAUGAAGAACCCGGAGACCGCCGGCGCAUACAUCAGGACGCCUGCGGAGCAGCAGGAAAAGGCCUCCGAGCCAAAGAGGAUCAAGCAGAAGAUCCAAAGAAUCAGAGCAUAA
Messenger RNA from Pichia membranifaciens NRRL Y-2026, 777 nucleotides. RefSeq lists its product as hypothetical. Gene Ontology annotation, biological process: SRP-dependent cotranslational protein targeting to membrane, signal sequence recognition; SRP-dependent cotranslational protein targeting to membrane. The transcript has a single exon. The coding region runs from base 1 to 777 and encodes 258 amino acids. The record is from RefSeq and is a predicted model, not a curated record. Gene Ontology annotation, molecular function: 7S RNA binding. Lineage: Eukaryota; Fungi; Ascomycota; Pichiomycetes; Pichiales; Pichiaceae. Gene Ontology annotation, cellular component: signal recognition particle, endoplasmic reticulum targeting.